Molecule: messenger RNA, 1425 nt
Organism: Neoarthrinium moseri
Lineage: Eukaryota; Fungi; Ascomycota; Sordariomycetes; Amphisphaeriales; Apiosporaceae
Exons: 4
Coding region: 1-1425 (474 amino acids)
Biological process (GO): regulation of DNA-templated transcription
Cellular component (GO): nucleus
Molecular function (GO): DNA-binding transcription factor activity, RNA polymerase II-specific; transcription cis-regulatory region binding
Source: RefSeq, a predicted model, not a curated record
AUGGUUAUCACACCAACCACAACCAUAACAUCUACCCCUGAGUCUUCCCGCAUAGACGAAAUAUCACACGUUAAAGCAGAGGAAAUAUUGCGAUUAUUCCGCACUCUGCAUCUUAAGUUCUACCCCUUGAUUUACCUACCUGAUACGACAUCGGCCCGGGAAUUGCAACAUGAACGGCCGUUUUUGUGGCUUGUCAUACGGGCUGUAUGCGCCCAGUCGGCAGUGGAGCAAGAUGCACUUGGAGAUCAGGUUCGAGAGAUACUGGCCAAGCAGCUUAUUGUCGACUGUGAGCGGAGCAUCGAUAUGCUCUUAGGGAUGCUCACAUAUAUGGGAUGGUCGAUGUAUUUUGCGCGAGGCAAGCCGUAUAUAUGCGCCUUCACGAAUUUGAUUUUGGCCACCGCAUCAGACCUCCGUCUGAACAGGAUUGUUCCUCAGGAAACAACGUCGAACUCAUCGCUCAACUGCUUCAAGCCUUAUGCAUUCCCCAAACCGCCUACCUACGCAAGCGACUCCCCGAAAGCACGCACGAAUGAAGACCGGCGGGCGGUGUUGGGGUGUUUUCUAACUGUUGUAACCAUGUCGUCAUACAUGAAGCUCGAUGUUGCUCGGUCGAAGGUCACCAUUGAUGAUUGUCUCGAGCAAUUAUGGGAGACUCCAGAGAUUCCCAACGAUAGGGUGCUUGUAGCAAUAACACGCAUAAUGGGCGUGGCAGAUGAGGCGGUGCGGAUGGCCAGCAGACCAGAGGACACCGACGACUCGAUUUCUCCGAUCUUCCAUAUAAAAGGAUUGGAGGAAUCUUUGAAGCAAGUCAAACGUGACCUUCCGCCAGAUUUACUCGAUAAUCAAACCGUUACGGCUCAACUACGCAGCACCGAAGUUGCCAUCUACGAGUUGGCCUUGUCCCCGCAGACGUCAUCAUCUGCCUAUAAGAUACAGGAUUACAGGCGGCGGGAGUACUUGCAAAUGUGCCUAGAGUCAGCCAAGGCUUUUAUGGAUGUAUUCCUGCAGAUUGAGCCAGCCGAGUACUGUGGCAUCCCGCUCUGGUUGAUGAUCCAGUUCGCUCACUGCGCUCAAGCUAUCUACCGGCUUUCGCUCCUGGAUGAUCCUGGCUGGGAUAGGAGCGCAGUGCGGCAGUUUGUUGAUGUGCUAGAGAUUCUGGAACGUGCCGCCGUCAGGAUGACAGCCGCCCACGAGGCAUGUGGAUACAGUAUCAAUGGCUCUGACAAAGGCGUGUUCACGAGGUCGGCAGCGGCCUUGAGAGCCACAAUCCCCCAAUGGAGCGCUGCUCUGGAGCAGGUUGGGGCUAUAGCAGCGAGGCCUACCGCCCGUACUAAUCCAGACCUGCCGGUCGAUCCCAUGCUGAUCGACUUCACGGAUGACACCUGGUUGACCGACGUGUUUUCAUCGUGGGACGAAACCAGAUGA